This is a messenger RNA of Contarinia nasturtii (swede midge), 699 nucleotides long. RefSeq names its product retinaldehyde-binding protein 1-like. NCBI's taxonomy places the organism in Eukaryota, Metazoa, Arthropoda, Insecta, Diptera, Cecidomyiidae. Gene Ontology annotation, cellular component: membrane. The record is from RefSeq and is a predicted model, not a curated record. Bases 1 to 435 code for a protein of 144 amino acids. Gene Ontology annotation, molecular function: phosphatidylinositol bisphosphate binding. The transcript has 4 exons.
AUGAUUUCUAUGCCCAAACUAACAAAAGAAGGAUACCAAGUUUUGAUAUAUCGUCUAAUUGAUAACGAUCCAUCCAAAAUUAAUUUUGCUGAUGCAAUCAAAGGAUUCUGUAUGUUCAAUGAUAUUCGCUUAAGUGAAGAUUUGUUGGCUGAGGGCUACAUUGUUAUAUUUGAUAUGAAGGGUAUUCGUUUGGGGCAUAUUUCACGUGUAAGCAUGGGCCCAUUGAGAUCAUUUAUGUCAUAUAUUCAAAACGCGCAUCCCGCAAGGCUCAAGAGCAUUUGGAUAUGCCACGCUGCUUCAUUUGUUAAUCAAGUAAUGUCAUUGGUAAAACCAUUAAUAAAAUCUGAAUUGAUGUCUCUUUUACACUUCACUACAAAAGGACCACAAACUAUUAUUGACAAGGAUUUAUUACCUGAAAGUAUACUAUGGAAAUAGCAACAUAUCUGUGUGGCGCACGCAUCUCAAGUUGUUUAUUGCGCAUUAGAAAUUUGAUUCCGUACCAUAUGGAUUUGCCAACACAAUGAAAGACAAAAUAUUUUUGCGAUAAUUAAUUAUUAGGGGAGAGUCUUGUAGACGGGUUUUGUUUUUGACCAAUUUUUUUUAACAAAAAUAAAUAUAAUCGAAAGUUAUAUAUCGUUGGAAAGGUAUUUGUAAGGGCUAGAACUUUGCAGAAGUAACUAAUUGAAUUGCUCAUAAAAC